AAGGUGAUCAUCCAAAAACGCAUACGUACACUCUCGCGCGCACACACACACACAAAUAGUGUCGACACUAAGAAAAGGCCUCUGCUGUCUCAGUCUCCGCGUUGGGGCAGUUUUGAUCAGUUGGUUCAAAUACGACCGGAAAAAGUUUCUAAUAAUUAAUUAUCAACACAGUUACCACGGUUGAAAUUAUCAUUACCAAUGGCUUUCGGUAGCAUGGCACAGUGUGACCACUGGACGAACUCGACAUCGAUGCUGUGAUUCACUUUCUUUGUGAGAAAAAAAAAAGAAGCAACAAGAAAAUGACUAGUUACGAAAGCGACUUGGAAAUGAGGGAAACAUUACUUAUGUGAAGUGUAUCAUGUGAUUCUCAUGACGUGUUUCGAACGUGUUGAUUACACAGAUUGUAUCAGAGACAAAUUGUUCUUUAAUAUAAUAAUCAGCGACGCAAAGCAGACUUGAUUUCAACGCUGCUCCAAAUAGUGAUCAGGCGGGAUGGAAGUGUUGAGCCCCGUCGGCUCUUUCCCUCCACACGACGAUGCCCCGAUGGACCUCAGCACGGGCAAAGGUCGCAUGCGACACCCAAACCCUCACCACUACAAGAACGAUCAUCACCAGCCUUUUUUGAUGACUGAAAAUCCUUGGAAGUCGUUGGCCGAUGCGAGCAGAUACGCGAGAUAUGUCCCGAAAGCAGAUCCUCCAGAUUCACAGCCCUCGCUGCUUAGUCCACCGUCGGACCAUCGCCUCCCGCCCCCGCCUCCGCCUUCUAGUUUUCCUACCCCGACCUUUCCUUCCAGCCGUUAUAUUCCGAUCCCGAAGAAAAGAUACAGCUUAGCUCGUGCUUCGACGCCCACAACUUCGUCUGACCCUAUGUCCUUAAACUUAGCGUCCUACACAGGAUAUUCGCCCCCCUCGGCUAGUGACUGCCCAACGUUCAGCUCUCUCCCGCCAGAAUCCGCCAGAAAAAGAGCGAGGUUAGAAACAUCCAGGUCGAUAUCACCGACUUCAUCCGUGGAUGAACGAGGCCACAUGCCCCCGGCCACCGUACACGCAGACGCCAAAAACAGUACCAGCGUCAUCACGUGUUGCAAGGGCCUCUUGGUAAACGGUCACAAUAAUUGCAACAAUAACAAAGUCAACAGCUUCGGCGGCCAGAGAAGACACAUCGUCUCGGGGGAGGAGCUUAGCGGGCGGGGUACGGAUGAAAAAGUGGUGGCCAGGGGAAGCUCAAAUCAGUCAGCCAUGAGACAGCGACAGAAGCACCGGUUGCCUUCCAACAUAGGAGCUUCUUCGUCUGCUGGGACAUCGCUAUCGGGAAUGAGUGGUAUUGGAGGAGGAGGCAGUGGGGUUGGAGUAGGAGGAGGAGGAUUUGGUGUCGGAGGAGACGGUAGUGACAGGGGGAGUGGUGAUGAUAACCAAGGGAACCAACAUCUCCUCAACGCCCUUAUGCAAUUGCAGGCGACGUCGCAGACGCCGACGGAAUUUUUGCCGCCGUCUGCAAUCAAAGACACGGAGGCGCUUCUGUCUGCCAUGAGGCAAUCCCAGAUACUCUAUUACACUUACUGCUCGCAGCUCAUUCAGAACCUCCGUGCCAAGCAAUUGCAAAGCCAGGCGCACCUGCACGCUCAAGUCCCCCGGCAAGAACACACUUCGGAGGAUAGCGGCCUCGACUGCGACAUGGAAGAAAAACACUCCAAUCAGGAUGACCUGUUGUCGAAGUCUUCGGAGGACUUCGAAGAGGAUGCCAGAGAGGAAGAUACGACCGAGGAUGAAGACCAUCUCACCAGCCUCAACUCCAUCUUAAGAAUGAGGCUUAAUACCCAAGAAUCGCUGGAUUCCCCAAUAUCACCCGCCGCUUCUCCGAGUGGAACCCUCCCGUCAAGCACCACGGGAGGAGACGACUACGACUACUCUCCCUCAGAAGCCUCCGGGAGGGCGCGCAAGCGAGCUCCCAGGGCCUUGACCGGAAAACACGUGAGGCCGGGCACAGGGGCGUCUGCCACGACGCUUCUAACCUUGCGCCAGAAGCUUGAGGAAAGGCAGAAGUAUCGGGAGCAGUACGGCACUGAUCCCCCGCUGCCCACCAAGAGCAAAGGGAAGUCGAAGAAAAGGUGAACCAGGGGAGGGGAGUGAGAGGCGCCCUCGCGUCCACUUGGUUUUCUCUCUGUAGGUUUAAUCACAAUCAAAACAACCGUCUUUCAUAUCAUUACUUGUAGUUGCGAAUGCGUAGGCCUAGUGUAGUUUUGUUUUUAUGUGAGUAUCUGGUUCUUGAUCGGACCGUUAAUCAGCGUAGUAGUCUUAAGCAUGUCAUUAUCGGAACCCUUCUUUAUUUCCUCCUGCCAGAACAAAGCUCAACCAGGCAGCUGUAAUGGGAAGUUGCAAUCUUUAAAAGACCAUGCGUUUACGUAUGUUUAUAUCAUUUCAAACGUGUUUAGUGGUACCAAAUCCCUCAAAAUUUCGUCUAGCAUUGUUGCUAGUUUAUGUGUAUCCAGUUUUCUUGCUUCGUCUUUUUUUAUCAGCAUCCCUCUCAAACACUUACUUGUACCAAAGUAGACGUCGUUGGAAUCCACAAGCUCUUGAGUUUUCAGGGUCUCUUAUACUUUUGAAUGAUUCAACAGGGUAAUCGGAGGUAAUGUUGUCUAGUCUACAGAAAAAUAUUGUUAAUGUACUUGGAAUCGAAUCGCUAGUUAUAUUUGACAUUGCCAAGUCUAAUAAAUAUGCAAGAACGUAUACGUUUCUAUCCAAGUGUAUAUUACCGCCGAUCAUUUUCUCCUUUUAACAUUGUUGUUAAUGUAUUAUAUAUACUAACCAUUGUAGAUAAACAUUUUAAAUUAACGUUUUGGGUAUGAUGGGCUUUUAAUUGAGCUACAUGCUGCUUAAAACCCUCGAGGAGAUCAUUAAAAAGCAAUUAUGAUUUGGUUGUAUGAGAUGAGAAUAAGUUUGCUUACAACAUUUCCAGAGGUCACACGUCGACUCAGAAUGUAGUUUGCGAGAUGUAGUUAUAGAUGCGUUGAGAAAAGGAAUAAAGAACGUUUAUCUCCUAUACGGGAAGGCAAAACAUGAGAAAUGUGCCUGAGGAAACGUCUCGACAGGUUUGAAAUAGAGGCAGAGUUUGACAAGGCAGGUUGAAGCGCGGUGUCUAUUGUGGGUCUCAUCUCUACGUGCUCUGAGGUCGCUUUUCGCUUGAAUCGAGACUCCCGCUUCCAUUCCUUUGGGGUUAGUCGUGUCAGUGUCGGGUUAACCUGGGGUUAUUAAGGACUGUGGACUCCCAUAGAAACAGCUCUCUCUCUCUAUCCCUC
Molecule: messenger RNA, 3296 nt
Organism: Macrobrachium nipponense
Lineage: Eukaryota; Metazoa; Arthropoda; Malacostraca; Decapoda; Palaemonidae
Exons: 3
Coding region: 493-2112 (539 amino acids)
Source: RefSeq, a predicted model, not a curated record